Molecule: messenger RNA, 1741 nt
Organism: Paramecium primaurelia
Lineage: Eukaryota; Ciliophora; Oligohymenophorea; Peniculida; Parameciidae
Source: the annotation of a GenBank genome assembly
AUGUAACAGAGCCACCAAUUAAGGAGCUUGCUCCCCACCUCAUUUAAUAAAGUAAAGUAGCACAAUUAAUAACUUUUAUAUCCAGAAGUUGAUAUAGGAUAAUUAAAUUGAUCAUGCAUAGGAGGAAAUUAAUAAAGAUUCAAAAUAUGCAGAAACUUAUUAACUAAGAGGUAAUGGUUAGAUAUAAAUAUUCAUAGGAUUGAUACAUUUAAAAAUAGAGGAAAAACAUAAGGCAUUAGAUGAUCUGAAUUAGGUCAUAUACCAUAAUCCAAGUUUAAUGAGUAGUUUUUACAAUUGAGGUAUCUCUAAAAUUGACAUAGCAACAAUUUAUUAAAAAAAUUAAAUGCUAGACAAGGAGUUAGAAGAUUGCGAUCAAGCAAUAAAAAUUAAACCUGAUUAUGCAUUAGCUUAUAGUAAAAAAGGUGAUUAUUAUUACUUAAUCAUCAAGUUUCAUUGAUGAGAAUCAAAGAAUAACUUGAUGAUGUGUAUUUCUGGUUUAGAAAUAUGUCCAAGUAAUCCUCCUUAUUUCACAAUAAUUGGAGAUUUGGAUUAUCAAGAUUUGUAAUAUGAAAAAGUGUAUUAUUAUUUCACUCAAACUUUACAAAUAUUGAAGGAAUGUAACAUGGAAUUCAAAUUAAAUGGAAUUAAUCAGAUGGAUAAAUAUUUUCAUAAAAUUAUAACUAUAAAAUUUAUAAGAAAUAGACUGUGUUAUCAUAAAGGCAAAAAAGCAAAUAUCUUAUCUGCCAAAUUCAUCUGCAUAAUAUAAAAAUCAAUUUAAUGAAUAUUUCAAGAGAGUUGAGAGAAUAGAAAGAUCAGUUUCUGUUAUAGUUUUGCCAAACGAUGAAACAUAGAGACAAGAAAUGCAAAAAAAUAUGAUCAAACAAUUCUAAGAAAUAAUAAUAACUAAAAGAAUUAUUAAAGCAGUUUUAAAAAUAAAGUGAAGUUAUUAACAAGAUAUAGAAUUUAGAUAAUAUCUUCAUAGAAUUUAUGAUGGAGGAUUUAAAAAACCUAAAAAUAAGCAUUAAUUCAUAUAUUUUAAAUCAUUAUUAUGGAUAUUUUACUUCUAUAUGCAUGCUGUAGGAACUUUCAACAAUUUAAUUUUAAGUAAAUAAAGAGCCUUUGUUGAAAGUACUUCAGAAAAGGUCUUAAGUUUAAUCUAUAAUGCUUUCAAAGCUGGAUCCAAAAGUCAUUUUCAAUUAUUGGAGGAUCAUUUAAUAUUAUUAAUUCUGUAUUAAAAAAUGGAGUAGAAUAUCAAAAGGAAGCUAAGUUUAAAAGAAGGAUAAUUCGAUUAAAAAAUAUUAUGAAAUUAUUUGCAGUAACUCCUACUGAAUUUGAAUUCACAUAAUUUUUGGAAAAAAUAUCUUUAUUAGAAAAUUCUUCAAAAUAAUAUAAUAGAGAUUCUUAUUGGAAGUAAGGAACAGCAGAUUUUUUAAAACUUUAAAAAUAUAUAGAGGAGAAUAAUGAUAUGAUUAUUAUAGAAGAUUAGGAUAAAAAACUAAGGCAACUUUUGAUUGAUGCCAUACUGAAAAAUUACAAUUCAAUUUCAAAAAAAAUAAAAGUUCAUUUUUAUUAUUUUUAAAAUAGAAGUGCAGAAAGUAUGAAAUACACACUUCUAACAGACUUUAUAUCUUUAUUGAAUUUGCAAAUGCACUAAUUUUAUUUUUAAGACAAUAUUGCUUAUAAUUUUUCACAAUUUACAUUUAUCAUCUUUCAAGUGAUCAUAAAAAGUAAACAUAAUUGA